AUGUUGCACGAUAACGAUGCAAACUAUGUUUGUCUGAUUUGUGAUGAACCAUGUUCUGGCCAACCUUAUGGAGGUGAAUGUAGAGUAUAUAAAGAGAAGUCAAUUGUGACUGGGUAUACACCUCCUAACAAUUCUCCAUCCACUCCAGAUGAGAAGGAAUAUGAGAAUAAUGCAAAAGCAAAGAAUGCCAUAUUGUGUGGACUAUCAAAUUCAGAAUUUGUCAAGGUAAUGCACUGCAAAAUUGCAAAGGAGAUUUGGGACAAGCUUCAUAGUAUCUAUGAAGGUGAUGAUACAGUUAAGCAAGCAAAAUUGCAGACUUAUAGAGCUCAGUUUGAGGGGUUGAAGAUGAAGAAAGAAGAACGAAUUGCAGAAUAUUUGCUCAAAGUGGAUGAAGUUGUCAAUGCUAUCAAAGGACGCGGUGAAGAGGUUAAGGAUGCUGUAAACAUGAAGGAGGUGUUACGAAAAGAUGGUAAAUCAAAGAGAGAAGUUGCAUUUAAGGUUGUUGAGGUGGAAGAUUCAGAGAUUGAUCAAGAAGAGGCCAACUUUGUAAAGAGAUUAAAAAGAGGAUCAGAAGAUGUCACUAAACCUGGAAAUGAAGAACAUUUAUUCAUGGCAAUUGCUAAGGUUGAGUCUGAAAAGAAUGAUAAUGAUGAAGAAGAAGAAGUUGAGGUUGAUCUGGAAGGAGAACUCAUUUCUGCCUUAAAUGAACUAGACCUUGCAAGAGCAAAGAAUCAAAAAUACAAAAAGAAGAUUGAGGAAUCUGAAGCACUAAGUCUCAAAACUAAAAUUGAAGAAGCUAAGAAGAUAGAGGAUACUUUGACAGAAAAAUUGCAGGUGAAAGAGAAAGAAUGUGAGCUACUUGAGACUAGGAUAGUAUGUUUAAAAAAAUAUGACAAAAGCAUUGAAGCCUUGGAUAACAUGUUGAGUAAACAACGCAAAUCUAAUAUCUUGACUGGAUUAGGUUGUAAGAAGGGACACUGCUCUAACAGCACUGUGAUAGAUAAGAAGAAAUGCAAAGACAAAAUCAGUGAUGUCUUUGUAAAAGUUGACGAUAAAAGAAAAGAUGAAGAGAGGAUUCAAUCAGUUGCAAAAAAGGACAUGACAAUUGACGAGAAAUCCGAAAACAGGGAAACUGAGAGAUUCAUUGAUGUUAUCAGUAAGAAGAAAAGAUUCAAAAGAACACCUCCUGCCAGGCAACAAGCAGCAUUCAGGUUCAAUCAUUCCUUUCCUAGCUACUGUUUCUCUUGUAAUAAGUUUGGUCAUAAGGCAACAGAUUGUAGACUUAAUAUAAGGACUUUCAUAAGUCAAAAGCCAUUUGCACCUCUUGCUGAUUUCACUACAGUAUGUUAUAAAUGUAACAACCUUGGUCAUAUAGAAAAAUUUUGUAGAAGUGGUAUUAAUUCUCCCAAACAAGAAAUGAAAAUGAAUACUCAUCAAGGAGUAAAGGAAACUAAAUCUGAUAUAGACCAGAAGAAAGAAACUAAAAGGGAAUGGAAGGUGAAGAAGGAAAAGCAUAAUAUAGAGAAGUCUCUUCUUGUUCAGGCUGCUUUUCAUGCACAAGAUGAGAAUGAUACAUGGUAUGUCGACAGCGGAUGCUCAAAUCAUAUGACAGGUGACACGAGUAAAUUUCUCUCAUUAAAAGAGAAUUGCAAAGGAACAAUAAGAUUUGGUUCAAAUGAUAGUGCUACCAUAGUUGGAAAAGGAUCAAUCAGUUUUGAUAAUGGAUGGACAACAACACAAAAUGUCUUCUAUGUUGAAGGGCUCAGACACAACUUGCUCAGUGUCAGUCAGAUGUAUGAUAAUGGAUACAAUGUGGUAUUCCAUAAGAAAGGAUGUGAUAUCAAAAAAAAUGGAAGAGUAAUUGCUGAUGCACAUAGAACAGAUGGAAAUUUAUACAUACUAAACAAGCUCAAGGAAAGGAAUGGAUCCAAAUGUCUCAUGAGUCAAAAGGAUGAAAGCUAG
Messenger RNA from Cryptomeria japonica (Japanese cedar), 1962 nucleotides. RefSeq lists its product as uncharacterized. The transcript is spliced from 4 exons. NCBI's taxonomy places the organism in Eukaryota, Viridiplantae, Streptophyta, Pinopsida, Cupressales, Cupressaceae. The coding region runs from base 1 to 1962 and encodes 653 amino acids. Gene Ontology annotation, molecular function: zinc ion binding; nucleic acid binding. The record is from RefSeq and is a predicted model, not a curated record.